Molecule: messenger RNA, 3570 nt
Organism: Gadus chalcogrammus (walleye pollock)
Lineage: Eukaryota; Metazoa; Chordata; Actinopteri; Gadiformes; Gadidae
Gene: sec24d
Product: SEC24 homolog D, COPII coat complex component
Exons: 23
Coding region: 168-3551 (1127 amino acids)
Biological process (GO): endoplasmic reticulum to Golgi vesicle-mediated transport; COPII-coated vesicle cargo loading; intracellular protein transport
Cellular component (GO): COPII vesicle coat; endoplasmic reticulum exit site
Molecular function (GO): SNARE binding; zinc ion binding
Source: RefSeq, a predicted model, not a curated record
GUGUGACGCGCCGAGCGGCGCCGGUGCGUGUGGAGGAGUUUGACGUGGCACUCUCCAGCAGCAGGGACCCGGACAGAGGAGAAGAGCGCACCCAUCGCCUUUAUUCCAGGUUGCCUGUAGUGGUUCUUCGUGGCAUGAGGAGACAGUGAAAGCCAUCCCUAAGCAACAUGAGUCAACAGGGUUAUGUAGCUGCGCCGCCGUACUCCCAGGCCCAGCCUGGGGCCAUGGGCUAUGGGCCGGGCCCCAACCAGCACACUUAUGGGCACUAUGGGGGCCAGCAACAGGCCUUCUCUCCACCACCACCAGGUGGGAUGAAGUCGCCAGGGUCAAGCCCAGGUGGACCGCCCCCACCGGCACAAAGCCAUUACAAUCCCAACGCCCAGCAGAACGGCUCGCACGCACCGAGUUUCCCAGGUGCCCCAGCUUCCUCGGCGGGCUACGGUGCUCCCCCCCAGACCCAGUACCCUGGCAUGGGCCAGCAGGCUCCGCCUCCCGCAAAGCAGCUCACCAAUCAGAUGGGCGCUAUGAACCUUGGGAACUACGCCCCAGGUCCUAUGCAGAGCCCGCCUCAGGCCAGCCCCGCAGCACCACAGCCGUUCCAGCCCACGUCUCAGCCAGGGAUGGGCCCCCAGAUGUCCCCCCACCCGUCGACCCCGGGAGGCAUGCCAAUGACCGGUCCUCCAAUGGCAGGCCACCAAAUGUCUGGUCCACCAAUGGGAGGAUCCCAAAUGUCUGGGCCUCCAAUGGGCGGCCCCCAAAUGCCUUGUCCACCAAUGGGCGGCCCCCAAAUGCCUGGUCCACCAAUGGGAGGAUCCCAAAUGACUGGUCCACCAAUGGCAGGCCAACAAAUGUCUGGUCCACCAAUGGCAGGCCAACAAAUGUCUGGUCCUCCAAUGGGUGGUGCCCAAAUGUCUGGGCCUCCAAUGGGAGGACACCAAAUGGCUGGUCCACCAAUGGCAGGCCAACAAAUGUCUGGUCCACCAAUGGCAGGCCAACAAAUGUCUGGUCCACCAAUGGCAGGGAUGGGCGGGCCCUACGCCGGUCCACCUGGCCCAGGAGUGGGGGGCUAUCAGCAGCCGGGCCUGGGACCCAAUAGUCCGUCGGGAUACCCCCAGCAGCAAGGCCAGUUCGGGGGCCAAAUGGCUGGGGGCCAGAUGGCAGGGCCCCAGCCAGGAUUCCCGGGUGCCUUCCCAGGAUCAGCGAUGGCCGGCCCGCCUCAGAAGAAGCUGGACCCUGACUCCAUCCCUAGCCCUACCCAGGUCAUCGAGGACGAUCAGGCCAAGCGAGGAGGACAGGUCUACGCUACCAACGUCAGGGGUCAGGUUCCCCCCUUGGUCACCACCGACUUCACAGUCCAGGACCAAGGUAACGCCAGCCCCCGGUUCAUGCGCUGCACCACCUACACCCUCCCCUGCACCGCCGAGCUGGCCAAACAGUGCCAGGUGCCGCUGGCCACCAUCAUCAAACCCUUCGCCGUCGUGCCAAAGAACGAGACACCUCUUUAUCUAGUGAACCACGGCGAGACCGGGCCCAUCAGGUGCAACCGGUGCAAGGCCUACAUGUGUCCCUACAUGCAGUUCAUCGACGGAGGCCGCCGCUUCCAGUGUGCCUUCUGCAACUGCGUCAACGAAGUGCCCGUGUUCUACUUCCAACACCUGGACCACAUGGGCCGACGGAUGGACUUCUACGAGAGGCCAGAGCUGUCGCUGGGCUCCUACGAGUUCUCAGCCACCCUGGACUACUGCAAGAACAAUAAGCCAGCCAGCGCCCCCGCCUACAUCUUCAUGAUCGACGUGUCCUUCACCAACAUCAAGAGCGGUCUGGUCCGACUGCUGUGUGACGAACUCAAGACUCUGCUGGACAACCUGCCUAGAGAGGAGGGAGCGGAGAGCUCGGCCAUCAAGGUGGGCUUCGUCACCUACAACAAGAUCCUCCAUUUCUACAACGUGAAGAGCGCCCUGGCCCAGCCCCAGAUGAUGGUGGUCUCGGACACGGCUGAGAUGUUCGUGCCCCUCCUGGACGGCUUCCUCGUCAGCUACGCAGAGUCCCGAGCCGUCAUCCACAACCUGUUGGAUCAGAUCCCGGACAUGUUCGCGGACACCAACGAGAGUGAGACGGUCUUCGCCCCCGUCAUCCAGGCCGGUGUGGAGGCGCUGAAGGCGGCUGAGUGCAGCGGAAAGCUCUUCAUCUUCCACGCCUCCAUCCCGACCGCUGAGGCACCUGGGAAGUUGAAGAACCGAGACGAUAAGAAGCUGGUCAGCACGGACAAGGAGAAGACGCUGUUCCACCCGGUGAAGGGCGUGUACGAGCAGCUGUCCAAGGACUGUGUAGCUCAGGGCUGCAGCGUGGACCUCUUCCUGUUCCCCAGCCAGUACCUGGACAUCGCCACCAUGGGGGAUGUGCCCGCGCACACCGGGGGCGCCGUCUACAAGUACAGCAACUUCCAGGUGGAGACCGACGGGGAACACUUCUUGAGGGACCUGAGGAAGGAUGUGGAGAAGCCCAUCGGGUUUGACGCCAUCAUGCGCGUCCGCACCAGCACAGGCUUCCGGGCGACGGACUUCUUCGGCGGCGUGUACAUGAACAACACGACGGACGUGGAGCUGGCGGCGGUGGACUGUGACCACGCCAUCACGGUGGAGCUGAAGCACGACGACACACUCAGCGAGGAGACGGGCGCCUUCAUGCAGUGUGCCUUGCUCUACACCACGGUCGGGGGUCAGAGGCGUCUGCGCGUCCACAACCUCAGUCUGAACUGCAGCUCCCAGCUGAUGGAGCUGUUCAAGAGCUGCGAGACGGACUCGCUCAUCAACUUCUUCGCCAAAACAGCCUACCGUGCCAUCCUGAAGCAACCUCUGAAGAGCGUCCGGGAGAUCCUGGUCAACCAGACCGCCCACAUGCUGGCCUGCUACCGCAAGAACUGUGCCAGCCCCUCUGCCGCCAGCCAGCUGAUCCUGCCCGAGACCAUGAAGGUGUUCCCGGUGUACAUGAACAGCCUGAUGAAGACGGCCCCCCUGGUGGGCAGCACGGAGCUGUCCACGGACGACCGCGCCCACCAGCGGCUGGCCGUCAUGGCCAUGGGCGUGGAGGACACCCAGCUGCUGCUGUACCCCCGCCUCAUCCCACUGCACAACAUGGAGCUGGAGGGCGAGGCGGUGCCGUCGCCGCUGCGCUGCUCCGAGGACCGCCUGUCCGACGGCGGAGCCUUCCUGCUGGAGAACGGCCACGCCCUCUUCCUGUGGCUGGGCCAGGCCUGCCCCCCCGAGCUCAUCCAGGGGCUCUUCAACCUGCCCUCGCUCGCUCACCUGCAGCCCAACACGAAUGUGCUGCCAGAGUUGGACAGCCCCCAGUCCAGGAAGGUCCGGGCCAUCGUCAGCAGCCUGAUGCAGCAGAGACCCAACUCCAUGAAGCUGCAGAUCGUGCGAUCCAAGGACAAGCUGGAGGUGCUGUUCCGUCAGUUCCUGGUGGAGGACAAGGGGCUGUACGGCGGCGCCUCCUACAUGGACUUCCUGUGCUACGUCCACCGCGAGAUCAGGACGCUGCUCACCUAACUCCGCCCGCCACCCCCGC